This is a messenger RNA of Pyrgilauda ruficollis (rufous-necked snowfinch), 4957 nucleotides long. RefSeq names its product KAT8 regulatory NSL complex subunit 1 (gene KANSL1). Gene Ontology annotation, cellular component: NSL complex. NCBI's taxonomy places the organism in Eukaryota, Metazoa, Chordata, Aves, Passeriformes, Passeridae. The record is from RefSeq and is a predicted model, not a curated record. The coding region runs from base 345 to 3668 and encodes 1107 amino acids. The transcript has 15 exons. Gene Ontology annotation, molecular function: histone acetyltransferase binding.
CCCGGCCGCGCUGCGAGCGCUGCCGGGCCCGGCCCCGCCGGCCGGCCCGGGGCGGGAUGGAGGUAACGGUGGGAGGGGGCGGCGGGACCCCCUCGUGACAGCCCUUUCUGUCCCCAGCUCCUGGACUUUCCCACCUCCUCGAGUAAAUAAAUAAGGAACUUACAUCCCGCCGGCGGAGGCUGGAAGGAUCCGGAGGCCGUCCCCGCGCUGCCCACCUGGAGCGCAGGUGUGAGGAUGGGCCUGGCCAAGAUGCCCAGCAAGGCUGCCCUCGGGAGCGGCAGUGGGAGGCAGUGGAGCUGGCCUCGGCAGCGGGAGAGGCUGGACUUCCCGUGUCUCUGUGCUGAAUGGCUGCGAUGGCGCCCGCUCUCACUGACGCAGCAGCCGAAGCUCACCACAUCCGAUUCAAGCUGGCUCCCCCGUCCUCCACCUUGUCGCCUGGCAGUGCCGAGAGCAACGGCAACGCCAACAACAUCCUCCUGGCUGCCAACGGCACCAAAAGGAAAGCCAUUGCUCCGGAGGAUCCCAGUCUAGAUUUCCGAAACAACCCCACGAAGGAAGAGCUGGGCAAGCUGCAGCCGCUAGUGGCCUCUUAUCUCUGCUCGGAUGUAACAUCUGUCUCUUCAAAAGAGCCUCUGAAGCUGCAAGGAGUCUUCAACAAGCAGACAGUCCUUAAAUCUCACUCUCUCUUAUCUCAGUCCUUUUUGAAAACAAGUGAUCUGUUGGGGAGGCAACCGGUGUUGGAAUUCACUUUGGAGAAUCUAAAAACAAUGAGUACUAAUAGCCAGCCACCUCUCCCACAAGCGCCUGUGAAUGGCUUGGCCAAGAAAUUGGCCAAAAGUACCAAUUCAGACCAUGAAAACUCUAGUUCUCUGAAUGGUGGGAAGUGUGCUUCUCCUUCUGCUGCCCUCCAGACUGUUGACUAUAACACAGGAGGUUCUGAAUUGGGGGACUUGAAGACCGGGUUGACCAAUUGCACUCUUCCACAUAGAAGCCUUGAUGCAGAGCACGCAACUCCCUUUAGCAAUAAUAGCACUGCAAAUAAAUCCUCCCUUAACUCCGCAGAGCAGCAGUGGGUGCUCGAGGGCGGCAGUGGGGACACGCGGGUGCCCGGUGUCGGGAGCGGUAAGCUGGAGGAGCAGAAACCUUCUGUGCUGGCUGGUCACCACAGCGCUCUGGACUCGGAGAUGAGGACGAGGGCCCUGCUGCGGCGUCAGGCGGACAUCGAGAGCCGAGCCCGGCGCCUGCAGAAGCGCUUGCAGGUGGUGCAGGCGAAGCAGGUGGAGAGACACAUCCAGCAGCAGUUGGGCGGCUUCUUGGAGAAAACGCUCAGCAAGCUUCCAGCCUUGGACCCCCUGAGGCACCGGAGCCAGCUGAUGUUGACCAGAAAAGCAGAAGCAGCCUUGAGGAAAGCUGCGAGCGAGACAGUUACUUCGGAAGGCCUGAGCAACUUCCUGAAGAGUGAUUCAAUAUCAGAGGAACUGGAGAGAUUCACGGCCAGUGGCAUGGCCAACUUGAGAUGCAGCGAGCAGGCCUUUGACUCGGAUGUCACUGACAGCAGCUCGGGGGGAGAGUCGGACGUUGAAGAGGAGGAACUGACCAAAGCAGACCCAGAACAACCCCACGUACCACUGAGGCGGAGGGCAGAGUGGAGGUGGGCAGCAGACCGUGCCGCCAUCGUCAGCCGCUGGAACUGGCUCCAAGCCCACGUGUCGGACCUGGAGUACCGCAUCCGGCAGCAGACGGACAUCUACAAGCAGAUCAGAGCCAACAAGGGGCUGAUAGUUCUUGGUGAAGCUUCGCCCGCUGACCCUGCCGUAGAUGAUUCGUCCCGUCCCCUUAGAGCUGAAGUUAGGCUGGAGCCUGGGGCCGACAGGCUGAGUGUGUCUGGAUCCCAGCCCCUAGAAAGCUUGGGUGUUUCUGCUGCAAAUACUCCUGAAUCCCACCCCACCAAGCCCUGCGGAGCACCAAGACCCGUCAAUGGAGUUAUUAACACUCUGCAGCCUGGCCUGGCAGAACACGCUCAGGGAGAUGGCCAGGAAGCCGAGGAGCUCCUCCACAAGAAGCAGCGCCUGUCCCUGGUCCCCGCGGACGGGACGUGCGUGGCCGCGCGCACCCGCCCCGUCCUCAGCUGCAAGAAGCGGCGCCUCGUCCGACCCAGCACCAUCAUGCCCCUUUCCAAAAAGGCCCACCGUGGCAGCCUGGCGCGCUGCAGCUGCGACGUGAACCCCUCGUGUGCCCUGUGUGGCACCCGCAGCUCCUCCACGCUGGAGAUCCAGUACGAUGCCCCUCUGCUGGAGCGCCUGUCCCAGCUGGACUCCUGCAUCCAUCCUGUCCUGUCAUUCCCAGAUGAUGUGCCGACGAGCCUGCACUUCCAGAGCAUGUUGAAAUCCCAGUGGCAGAACAAGCCCUACGAGAAAACUAAACCUCCCAAGAAGCUGUCUCUGAAGCACAGAGCCCCCGUGCCCCCCAGCCUGGCUGACCCCGCGCGCAAGGACCGCCACAAGCUGGUCAACUCCUUCUUCACCGCGGCCAAGCGCUCCCAUCAAAAAGCCCAAGCAGACAAGGCACACAGGCCGCCUUUAGACGAUUUUUCGGCCGUGUCCAAGGCCGAGAGAGCGCCAGAGCGCUCUGCCCAGCCUCCUGCCUUUGACAAAAAGCGAUUGCGAGACUGCUCAUCUGAGAGGAGUGAAGUGUUGAAGCAUCACACGGACGUCGGUGGCCCGAGCUACCUGUCAGCAGCUGUGACCCCCUCCCCUCACAGCCCCAUAGCUCGGCAGCUCUCCACCUCCUCCGAGGGCUCCACUCCCACCAGCUCCACCUCCCAGGGCACCUCCAGCACUGCCCAGCCGAGGAGGAGGAGGGGUGAGAGCUCCUUUGACAUAAACAACAUCGUCAUCCCCAUGUCCGUGGCUGCCACGACCCGCGUGGAGAAGCUGCAGUACAAGGAGAUCCUCACCCCCAGCUGGCGUGAAGUUGAUAUCAGUGCUCUGAAAGCCAACCCUGAGGAGGACAACGAGGAGGUUGAGGACUUGUCAGAUUCGGCCUUUGCUGCUCGGCACGGGAAGUGUGAGGAGAUGGAGCGGGCGCGGUGGCUCUGGAGCACGAGCGUCCCCCCGCAGCGCCGGGGCAGCAGGUCCUACAGAUCAACAGACGGACGGACGACCCCCCAGCUGGGGAACCCCUCGACUCCCCAGCCAGCAUCCCCUGAGGUGGGCAACUACCACUCCCACUUGGAGCUGUCCCACACCCACUCACCACGCAGCCCCAUCAGCCCCGAACUGCUCUGUGCCCCCCUGACCCCCCUGUCCCGGGACUCCCUGCGGCUCCUGUCCAGCGAGGACACGCGUUGCUCCACGCCCGAGGCCGGCCUGGACGAGCAGGCCGUGCAGCCCUGGGAGCGCCGCACCUUCCCGCUCUCCUACGACCCCCGGACGGAGUGCGAGGAGCAGCCCGACCCCCAGGACCGGCUCUCGCGCUGCACCCGCCGCACGUCGGGCAGCAAAUCCUCCCGGGAAUGCGAUGGCACUUCGGCUUCGCCCAGCCUGCCCAGCCUCAAGAGCCGAACCCCGCUGGCCCCCCCCUCCUCCUCCUCCUCUUCCUCCUCCUCUUCCUCCUCCUCCUCCUCCUCCUCCUCCUGCUCCGCAGUCCUGCGGCCAGCGCACAGAUAGAGACACACGGGGAGACAUGAGCAAACCAACACACAGAACUAACUCUUGGCAUUAAAGCUUCCAAAAUCUGCGUUUGAUAUUCAAACAUCCUGCCGGGAAUUUUCACAGUUUUUAGUGAAUUUAAGGAGUUUAGAAACUGUUUUUUGUUUUCUUUUUUUUUUUUUUCCUUUUUUUUUGAUUUUUUUUUUCCUUCUCCAUGUUUCCUCGUCACAUGAAUGAGCCCCCAGAUUCCUCCCAGCGGAGUGAAGCCUCGGGAGGGGAGCAGCCCACCAGACCCCCUCCCCUUUCCUCCCUCUUUUAGGUGUAUAAAACUAGAGCACAGGAUUUAGCUGACUAGCAGAUUUCGGGGAUAGUUUUUCCCACCAAAAGGGUGUCAUUUUCUCUUAACCCACUCCCCCCACCCUGAAAGGUUUUAGUGGAGUGAAAUUAGUGGUGAAAAGUGAUGUCUUGGGAUUGCAACCUUCACUGUCUGGCUGUCCUCACCUGCAGAGUGCCCACCUGCACUUCACCCUGCUGCGUUUUCCUGCCCCAGGUUGUAGUUCCAGGUAUCCAAAGGGGGGAUUCUGUCCCUCCCUGAUCCUCACUCUGCCCCUGGGGACACCUCUCCCUUCCUUCUCCCCUGGUUUGGAGCAGCCGUGGCUCUGGCAGGGGGAAAGGAGGGACCUUGUGGCUGCUCCACACUCGGCGUGGCAGGGGUGGGAGUUGGGAAGCACCUUGUGCACACCCUGGUGUGUGUGGCGAGGGCAGGGAGGGGAAGAGUCCCCGAUGCUUUGAGCAGGAGCAGAAUUCCCGGAGCACUCGGAUGCCCUUUGGGCUGGGCUGGAGCUGUGCCCUCGCUGUGGGCUCGGGCAGUGGGGGAGCCGUGGGCGAGGAGCUGGGUGCCACGGCUGGGUUUGUGUCACACAGGGCGGGCAGAGAGGGAAGGAUGGAGGCAGGAGGCAGCUCCGGGGGGAUCAGGCUCAUCCCGGUCCCGCGUGGGGUCACCGCAGCUUCGCUCCACUCCCGCACCGUCCCAGCUCCGGUGUCGGUUCCGUUUCAUUUCGGGGCGCCCGCCGUGCCCCCUCCUGACAGGUAUUUUGAGUUUGAACCCCGAGUUUGUUGUUCCUCCCCGUCCCCUCCCACCCGGUUCCGCACCCGCAGCGAUCCCGGUCCCCGCACACCGUCCCCAUCGUAACGCUUCCCGGUCCCGACGGUGUGGCUCCUGGGCCCUGUCCUGUUGCUAGCAUUGUGCCUGUCUUAUGUAUAAUCACAUCACCAAAAAAAAAAACGGGAAAAAAAAAAAAAAAGGG